AUGUUCCCUACCUUCUCUGGAAGCUCGCGGCGGCCGCGAAAUGUAAACAUGAGCGGCCAGAAGAACCUCAACCCUUUCGCGGCCACGUCAUGGACCCCGACCAGCUCCUCGACCGCGUCCAAGACCGUCGCUGACGCCCAGGCCGAACGCAACCGCCGACAGUACGAGAGGGAGAAGCUCAAGGCUGCGCAGUCCUUACAGAAGACAUGGAGGGGCCAUGCCGCAAGACGGAGCUUGAAGGACCAAAGACGGGGGACUUUAGACGCUCUCUACAAUGACCUGUCGCAGCCCGACCCCCGGACAAGGGCAUCUGAAGCUCUCCCCCUGGUGGUUGCUGCCCUCGACCCCCGAAGACCCGACGACAGGGCGCGACUUGAACGAUUCACCCAAGAUCUCCUACACACCGACUGUUCUCUUGUCAAGUCGGAGAAAACUGCAAGCGGAUCACAAAUAAGGAGGUUAACAGGCCAGAUGCUUGUCCUUCUGCAAAGUUCUGGCUACGACCAAGUUCCGCGUUCGAACUUGGAAGUUGUAAUACAAAUUCUCUCAGCGAGAUUCGAAUCCGCUCGCGACAGUCUGGAUAGCCUCUUCGAAAUUAUCGCGAAUUAUUGUCGCAACGAGGAAAUCAGGGAUGCGGAGAGCCUUUCAUUGCUGGAGCAGGCAAUCUUGGUGCCAAUAGCGAAGGACCCUGAACGGCGUGCCUCGAAAGCGUUUGCUCUGUGCUUCCUGCCUCAGCCAAAUUUAAAGCUAUUCGAGGGCAAUGUUGGCGCUUUUGCAGAGCGGAUCGACUUAGAGAAGGUGUCAGCUGGCAUUGUGGAAGCUUAUGCCGCGGGGUGGGCCUCCACACAGCAGACAGACGCACGACUAUGGCUUUUGGCCCAUUUCAUUGCCCUGGGAAAUUCCACAGGAGACUCUGCACUCGGGCCCUCGUACUUACAUGCAUUGUACAUCCAGCUCUCAAGUCUGCACCUUGACCUGAAGAAGUACCAUAUUGGUCACGCAACGACGGACUCUGGCAUUGCCAAGAAACGCCUCCCACCGUUCAUAGAAAGAGCCAUUCAGUCCCUGGUUGAAAAAGACGAAAUCACCCACGUUUUGGAAAGGUUCACCACUAACUUCGCCGGAUCCUCUCAAGAGGAAUCCGAUGAGGCGAGCCUGCUUGCGGCAUACAUCCUCACCUUGAUUCGAUGUUUCCCAGCUCUCAGCGACGACAUCCGCAUGAGGUUGUAUCUCGCCGACAUACCCACGUACCCGAAUUCGGUCAAAUUCUUCUGGAAUGCAAUGGCCCGUACGAAGGGGAGAGAGUCUAAGCAGCUCACUCCUAUCAAGGGUGACGCAGCGUGGGAUCGCGAAUGGAGGACCAUACUGCUUUUCCUCGAACUCUACGUUUUUGUUCUGCGACUGACAGACGAUGAAGAUUUCUUUUCCCCACUUGUCUCAGCAAAUGUACAACCCCUCGAGGUGUCCCGUUUGCGACAAUGUAUGCUUGACUUGGAGGAGCUCAAAAGUUUGACAUUGUUCUUGCGGAAUCUUGCCUUCACACUGUAUUACCACGCAAACGACCUGCGGCAGCAUGCAUCGAGACACGCCUCGCGCUCGAACAGGACUGUGCAAGGUGUGUUCGGCUCCCAAGAGAAGGCUCCGCAGGAGACGAGCACAACACAAGAGACGUACAGCGUCGUCUCGGGUGUGGACUUUGAUACCUUCCGGGGUACCGUAACACAGGCUAUGCGCAUGGUCUAUGAGCGGGAUUCUCGACGGGGCUUCCUGCCUCGUGACCACUGGCUCAUGACUUCCAGAUUUGAUAUGGAGGGCUUCAAGUCUGCCGUCGUGGCCGAAGAUCAGAGGCAGCGGGAGCUUCAGGAUGCCGAAAGUGAUGAUGAAGAUAUCAAAUUCGACGACGAGAGCGACAGUGAUGAACAGGAUGCAUAUAUCACUUCAGCUUACACGACACAGGCCGCUCGCAACGCGCGUCUGGAGAGGAUGAGGGCAGCCCACAAACACGAGCAGCGGAAGUUACAGGCUGCGACUGUUGCGCCCAAACUCGAAAUACUACGCAACAUGCCGUUUGUCAUACCUUUCGACACGAGAGUCAAGAUUUUCCGCGAGUUUGUGCAUCUUGACAAGAUCAGACGGAGAGAUGGCCAUGUCGAAGCAGAUCAGUGGCGCAUGAGUCUGAUGAAUACGAUACGUGAGCCACAAAGAGCUCGAGAAGUUCUUGGACGGCAUAAUGCCAAAGUACGCCGGGGGCGGGUAUUUGAAGAUGCAUUUGAGCAGUUCUAUGAGCUACAGGACGGCCUGAAGGAACCGAUUCAGAUUACAUUUGUUGACCAGUUCGACAUACCCGAGGCGGGCAUCGAUGGCGGGGGUGUGACCAAGGAAUUCCUCAUGAGCGCUACUACAGAAGCCUUCACAGACGACCAUGGGCUGUUCGUCGCCAACAGCCAAAACUCACUCUACCCCAACCCAUGCGCCAUCGACCAGCGGCAAAACAAGCUUCGGGAAACACGACUGGCCCCCGAUUCGCAGGAAUGGAGGGAUGCUAUGUCAAAUCUCCUAGAGCAGUACGAAUUCCUCGGGCGCAUAAUAGGCAAGUGCUUGUACGAGGGCAUCCUGAUCGACGUCGUCUUUGCCGGCUUCUUCCUGCUCAAGUGGGCAUCAUCGGGUUCUGACACGGGAUACCGGGCAAACAUCAACGACUUGAGAGAGCUUGACCAGGACCUCUACGCGAGCAUGAUGAAGCUCAAGAACUACCCCGGCGAUGUGUCCGAGCUUGGACUAGACUUCACGAUCGACGACCAAAUUUCCAUGCCGGACGAGCCUGUUCGCAUAGCGACCCGCAAGCUGGCGCCUGACGGCGACAAGAUGACCGUCACUAAUGAAAACAAACUCCUAUACAUUAAUUACGUAGCGCGGCACCGCCUGGUCGCGCAACCUUUGCGGGUCACCCGGGCGUUCCUUGCUGGUCUGGGCGCCAUCAUCGAGCCAGCGUGGCUCAGCAUGUUCAACCAGUCGGAGCUCCAGCGGCUUGUGGGCGGCGACUCGACCGAGAUCGACCUGGAGGACCUGCGGCGCCACACGGUGUACUCGGGGCUGUACCAGAUCGGCGACGACGGCGAGGAGCACCCGGUGAUCAAGAUGUUCUGGGAGCUGCUGCACCGGCUCCCCGACCGCAACCGGCGCGCGGUGCUCAAGUACGUGACGUCGACGCCGCGGGCGCCGCUGCUGGGGUUCGGGCAGCUGAGGCCCGCGUUCAGCAUCCGCGACGGCGUCGGACCCGACGCGGCUGCCGAGCGCGAGCACGUGCGUGAAUCUGCUUAA
This is a messenger RNA of Diaporthe citri, 3321 nucleotides long. RefSeq lists its product as uncharacterized. Gene Ontology annotation, molecular function: protein binding; ubiquitin protein ligase activity. Gene Ontology annotation, biological process: ubiquitin-dependent protein catabolic process; protein polyubiquitination. The transcript has 4 exons. The record is from RefSeq and is a predicted model, not a curated record. The coding region runs from base 1 to 3321 and encodes 1106 amino acids. Lineage: Eukaryota; Fungi; Ascomycota; Sordariomycetes; Diaporthales; Diaporthaceae.